Molecule: messenger RNA, 2087 nt
Organism: Eufriesea mexicana
Lineage: Eukaryota; Metazoa; Arthropoda; Insecta; Hymenoptera; Apidae
Exons: 1
Coding region: 394-1605 (403 amino acids)
Source: RefSeq, a predicted model, not a curated record
AAAGUCCAACAGCAAACCAACACACGUGCCAAUAACGUUCAUUGCCAUACAGCUCGUGAUAACCAAAAGAUGACUGGCUAAAAGUUCAGUCAACAUUCGCAAGACACACUCUGAAGCCAGAUGAUUGCAUCAGAAGCUCUGACAAGUUCCUCCAAGUACCUCAGUAUGGACGAAUCUUUAGGUCUACCGUGAAAGCGUCUCAUAUCAAGGCUGAGUCUCCCACUCCGUGCUACACGCGUCUGCUUUCAUCACACGGUGAAUGUUAUCUGUGUAUGCAGGACAAUAGUUCAUUCCCAGCAGGCUCUGUUCAGUGUCAGUCCGCGAUCGCAACCGGUUAGGAGCACAUAGGGCCGAUCGUCUGGAUAAUCGUGGGUCUAACUUGGUGAUGCGAUCAUGUGCGAACAACCGGAGGAUGAUUGUGCCUGGAUAGACGACUUGAUGGGCAAGAUCGCCGACAAGCUGGACAAGAACUUCGACGAUAUUCGCUACGAGGUGUCAACGCCCACCGACUCGUUCUGCGUUUCCACCCUCACGUUCCUCAACGUCAUCGCCAACUCCAGCUCGGAUAACAGCGAGAAGCAGAGCGUGACCAACCUGGUGGUGAAGAGAAUGUCUCCAGAGGCUGACCUAAGACAGGUGCUGAAAUCGAGCGAACAGUUCCACAACGAGAUACUCUUCUAUGAGUGGUAUGGCAAGCAUUACGACAACUUGCCGCGCUGCAUCUACGCAAAGGACGCGCCACCUGCAGACUCGGUGAUCGUUCUUGAGAACAUGGUCAGUCUCAGAGGCUACAGUCUCUCUCAGCUCAAGUACGACAUCUCAUUGGACUACACUUUGGCUGCAGUCCGAGAAAUGGCGCGGUUCCACGCCAACUCAUAUGCGAUGAAAGAGCACAGGCGAGAGGACUUUUUCGCUUUUGUGGACAACAUACAGGAAGCUAGAUUCUACCCGGAGACCAAUGUGAAGAUGAUCUUCGACGAAUCGGCGACUAGGUCAGUGGAAUAUCUUUGUAAACAGGGCUACGACGAAGGGUUGUGUGACAAGCUGCAGGCUCGGUUCGAGAACACGUACAACAACCUGAUCCUGAAGUACGUCGAGCCUGAGGAACCUCUCGCUAUCUUGUGUCACGGAGACUUCACGAUAAACAACACGCUGUUCAAGAAGAAGAACGGUGAACUAACAGCUAUGCUGAUCGAUUUCGCAUUGAUUAGGUACGGGUCACCUAUCCUGGACCUGUCCACCUUUCUGAGUCUCCACUGUGCGAACGACCUGGACAAAGAUAUGCUGCAGAAUGUCCUGGAAGUGUACCACAAGACUCUCAUAGAGAAUCUGGAGGAGAACGGUGUGGAUUCCGAUAAGUUUACGUACGAGGCUCUGUACGAGGAAUAUAAGAGGAAAGGUCUGUUUGGGUUCUUCAUCGCCUCGUUCUUUUUGAGCGUACAGAUGGACAGGACUGAGCUCCGUGCAAAGGAUGCGUCGACGAUGGAUAUGGACGAAUGGGCCAGGACUAUGCGGACGUUAGGUGGAGACGAGGUUUCCGAGAUUUUGGCGAAUAUGUUGUUGAGGCUGAAGGAUGCUGGAUGUCUGGAUCACGUGCUUCAUUGAUCAUCGGUAUUAUUUUUCUUUGGGAAUUUUCUGUUUGAUAUUGGAACUACUGAUCUGUGAGAUGUUCCAGAUAUAGUAUGCGUGCAUGGAAGAUUAUAAUUCUAGUGGUAUGACGAAAGUGUUAUUGGUACUGCAAGCCUGAAACUAAUCGUGCCAACUGGCUUGGUAAUUCUAGCGUUAAUUUUUCUGAGUAUUUCGAGUAUUGAUGCAAUAGUCUACUAUUAAAUUAGACGAUAUUUCUUGCGAGUAAAGGUUAUGUACACAACAGUCAAAGUAUGUUUAUAAAUAAUUAGGAUAGAACGUAGGAUUAUUGUUACGGCAAGAACAAUGAAGAGAAAAUAAACGUUUCCUGGAUGAAUAUUAAAGUUUCGUCAUCUCUUUUAUCGUUCCCUUAACGGAAGAUUCUUUGUGCAAAUAUUGCCGAUCCUCUUGAUAUUUCCAUUGUCACCAAUCGUAGUGUUUACAGUUGAGUAAGAUAUACG